ACCGGUGCUACUCUUUAGCUCUCUCACCGAUUCACACAAACCAGACCAACCAAGCACACAAAAAUGGCGACUACUUUCACAGGAGUCCCCGGUGAGCCAACCCAGACCGGAACAGCCAUGCUCGAAACCGCAACCGCCGCCAUCCAAGACUUCGGCCCCGUCAACAAGGUCCACCAGCACCUCUGCGCCUUCCACUUCUACGCGCACGACAUGACACGUCAGGUCGAAGCUCACCAUUACUGCGCGCACCAGAAUGAGGAGGUGCGUCAGUGCCUAAUCUACGACAGCCCCGAGGCCGAUGCUAAGCUCAUCGGCCUCGAGUACCUCGUCUCGGAGAGACUCUUCUUGACUCUCCCCGAUGAUGAGAAGAAGCUGUGGCACUCUCACGAGUAUGAGGUCAAGAGUGGGGUUUUGUUCAUGCCCGGUUUGCCGGGUCCGAUCCAGCGUCAGGAUCUGGACAAGGUUUGUAAGACCUAUGGGAAGGUGUUCCAUUUCUGGCAGGUUGAUAGGGGCGACAUUCUACCUCUUGGGGUACCACAGGUUAUGAUGGCACUGACUAGGGAUGGUCAGCUGUAUGAAGAUCUCGCUCGAAAUGUGGAGAAGAGGUUUGGGGUAUCCUUUGAGAAGGAGAGGGAGCACCGAGCUUAUAUGACGGGGCCGAAUCUCGGAGUGCAUCCUUUAGCAAACGGAGGGGGGAAGGGGUUGAAGACGGAGUUGAGGGAGGUGGAUGUUCGGCCUGUCGAUUCUGUUCCGAGGGUCUUUGUUUGAGUAAAAACUUGUGUGGAUGGAUGGCUCUAUAUAGUGAAAAGUCUGAAUCAGCCUGUCGAGACUUGAGAGUACUAACUAGCUAGUUGCACUUGUACGCAAGUUUGUGCAUAGACCUAUAUUUGCAUGUUCAAUAUAUGUACGUCUAUAAUGUAUGUAUGUUUAUACA
This is a messenger RNA of Fragaria vesca subsp. vesca, 934 nucleotides long. RefSeq lists its product as uncharacterized. The record is from RefSeq and is a predicted model, not a curated record. The transcript has 2 exons. Bases 64 to 768 code for a protein of 234 amino acids. Lineage: Eukaryota; Viridiplantae; Streptophyta; Magnoliopsida; Rosales; Rosaceae.